Molecule: messenger RNA, 1001 nt
Organism: Gastrolobium bilobum
Lineage: Eukaryota; Viridiplantae; Streptophyta; Magnoliopsida; Fabales; Fabaceae
Exons: 7
Coding region: 285-656 (123 amino acids)
Cellular component (GO): nucleus; cytoplasm
Source: RefSeq, a predicted model, not a curated record
AAUCUGAGAAACCCCAUCCAAAUUUCCCAGUUGUGGCACAGGAAUGUCCUCUUGUUUUUUCUUUCACCACAAAAAUCCCUAAUUCUAAUACCAAAAAAAAAAAAAAUCCCUAAUUCUGAGUUUGUUUUCUCCAUCCCUCAUUUCAAUCUACAAUUAUUUUUUCUCGAAUUUCAAGCAUGUCUGCAGUUGGUUGAAGCAUUGUGCUUUUGGUGUACUAUAUUUUUGUCCGAUUCCGAUGAAUUAUGUAAAAGAAGCUGCACAUGUCGACCCCGUUUUUGUAGCACAUGGCUGCCGCUGAUAAUACCAACCUAAAGGAUUAUUACAAAGUUCUGGAGGUUGAUUAUGAUGCAACUGAUGAAAAUAUCAAAUUCAAUUACCGAAGACUCGCACUGAAAUGGCAUCCUGACAAGCACAAAGGUGACAGCGCUGUUACUGCAAAAUUUCAAGAGAUAAAUGAAGCUUACAAUGUAUUGAGUGAUCCUGCCAAGCGUUUUGACUAUGAUUUAACUGGGACGUGUGAGAUUGAAAAGUAUAGCUUGCAGGAAUAUCUUACCAGAUUUAAAGGAAUGAUCCUAACCUGCAAUGGACUUGGUAUCAAUCAUACAGACAGAUGGUCACCACAAUUAAUUGAAAGUUUUGAAUCCGUCGACAAAUAAGGGAUCCUGAUCUCAAUUUCGGCCAGCAGGGUUAUGACCAAGGAUACCUAAACAUGGAUUUUUUUUCUUUGAAUACUUGAGGGUACACGAUAUGGGUACCCUAACCCCACCCGGUUUCAUUGAGAUUUGAAACCUUCAUAAUUGAGUAUCCGAUGAUCAAUUGGCAAUACCUAAACAACCUGGUCUGAUUGAAUAAUAUUGUAAUAUAUUCAGUAUCAAUAUUGCUUUUGUAUAAUUUAAUGAACUACAACGUACGUUUAGAAUAAUUUAUUAUGAACCUGUGUCCUUGUACAAGUUCACUUUCAUGCAUCUUCCCUCUUAGUUUGAUGACCUUGUAGUUAAUAU